AUGGAAAUGGCUCUAGAGGAAAUUAAUAUUCGUGAUCAUGGCGAUGAAGUACUUGAUGAGAAUUAUAAGUCAAUUAAAGCUAGGUGUAAGUACUGUGCUAAAAUUGUUUCUGGCUUUCAUAGGCUUAAGCUCCACUUAGCAGGUAUUCGUGGAAAUGUAACUCCUUGCUCGGAGGUUCCUACGCCUGUGAAAGAAGCAUUUCAUGCUGAGAUUCUUGCUAAGAAGAGAAUCGACUUUGAUGCUAUCAGAUCACCUAGCUUCCGAAGGAUGGUUAAAGCCACCCUUAGUCCCGGGCAGACAAUAAAAUUCCCUAGUUGUCAGGAGUUGAAUGGUUGGAUCCUUGAGGAUGCAGUGCAAGAGAUGCAACAGUAUGUAACAGAAAUCAGAAAAUCAUGGGCAAGCACAGGGUGUAGUAUCUUGCUAGAUGGAUGGAUAGAUUUAAACAAUCGAAAUCUGAUUAAUAUCCUAGUGUACUGCCCGAGGGGUACCAUUUAUCUUCGAUCUUCAGAUAUAUCAUCUUUCAGUAGGAAUUUCGAUGCCAUGCUAUUAUUUCUCGAGGAGAUUCUGGAGGAAGUUGGAGUUGAAAAUGUCGUCCAAAUUGUUGCAUACACGACAUCUGAUUGGAUGAUGGAAGCAGGCAAGAAAUUGAUGGACAAAUGCAAGACAGUGUUUUGGAGCAUAGAUGCUUCAUAUUGCAUGGAACUGAUGUUACAGGAAGUAACAAAGAUAGGCUGGAUAAAAGAAGCUUUGGAGAAGGCAAAAAUGUUGGUCCAAUUUAUCUACAGCCAUGCUACGGUCCUGAAGCUUCUAAGAGAUGCUUUCUCUGAGGCCGAGCUUGUAAAGUCUUCCAAAAUAAAGGCAAUUGUGCCUUUUUUGACUCUGGAAAAUAUUGUCUCACAGAAAGAUGGGUUAAUUAGGAUGUUUCAGUCGUCUACUUGGCAAACCUCACUCUUGGCUUCUACGAGUGAGGGGAAAGGAAUGUCCGAAAUGAUUAAAGAUGAAUCAUUUUGGACUGAGGCUUUGAUGGCUGUAAAAGCAACCAUUCCGCUUGUGGAAGUUAUAAAGUUUCUGAAUGGUACUAAUAAGGCACAAAUGACACAUGGAACAAAUAUCUGCACAGUCCUCUCCAUGACGCGGGUUACUAUUUGA
Messenger RNA from Solanum tuberosum (potato), 1149 nucleotides. RefSeq lists its product as uncharacterized. NCBI's taxonomy places the organism in Eukaryota, Viridiplantae, Streptophyta, Magnoliopsida, Solanales, Solanaceae. Bases 1 to 1149 code for a protein of 382 amino acids. The transcript has 3 exons. The record is from RefSeq and is a predicted model, not a curated record.